AUGUUGCGGGUGUUCAUGGGUGGCGCUGAUUACUUACCAUCAGGAGAAAUGUAUGUCCCUUCUUUGAGGAGGAAAACCACCAUCAAGUGUGGGAGAGCCAAGCUUCGGCACGAAUGGGUCUGCUCGACCGGAGUAAUACCACGACCUUACAGAAUACCGGCGGAAAAUCAUCAAACGACUUCUCUCGCUCAGGGUAUGGCGAGAGAGAGUGUCAAACUCUUACUGACUACAAACACAGCACAGCACACAGAAAAACCCCGACUGAACACCAGCCCUGUUUUCCGUUCCUUUUUUGUUCAGACUACUCGACGUCCUUGCGUCAUUGCAGGGAUUCAGCAGAAUACCAGCGUCAGUGUACUUCCAAAGGACAAACAUCAGUCAGUGGCAGACUUUUACUCUGGGAAGUCUGUGUUCAUCACGGGGAGCACCGGAUUUUUGGGGAAGGUUUACCUUGAGAAAAUAUUAUACUCGUGUCCCAAAUUGGAUAAAGUCUACCUUCUGAUCAGAGACAAGAAAGGCGUGAUUGCUGAUAAGAGAGUUGCAGACCUGUUCGAUAACCCGCUCUUCAAAAGGUUGAAAAGCAACAACCCUGAUUUCGUUAAGAAAGUUGUACUUGUACCCGGUGACUUAAGGUUACCGAACUUAGGGUUGUCACCUACUGAUGAACAGACUCUGAUUGAUAAGGUAUCAGUUGUAUAUCAUGCAGGAGCGACAGUCAGGUUUCACGAACCUUUGCCAGUGGCUAUAAACAUUAACUAUGAAGCUACAAAGAAAAUGCUCGACCUUACUAAACAAAUGAAGAACAUUGAGGCCUUUGUUUACGUGUCUACGGCGUACGCUCACGGUGCAACUAAAGUUCUUGUAGAAACUACCUACCCACCUCCAGCUAAGGUGGAAGAUGUUUACAAGUUCAUGGAAGAGCAUGGGCACGAUGAUUUGGAAGUGAAAAAGUUUAUAGGCAGUCAUUUCAGUACGUAUGCGUUCUCCAAAUCACUAUCAGAAUCCUAUAUUGCGAAGAAUCAUGGGAAUGUGCCCACAGUUAUCAUCAGGCCUUCGGCAGUGACCUCAAUAAAGGAUGGGCCAGUAAAAGGUUGGCUAGACAAUUGGUUUGGGGCUUCAGGCAUUUUAUUUUACAUCAAUGAAGGUGUAAUUAGAGUUAUGCACGGUGAUGGAAACCACACUAUCGACUUUAUUCCGGUGGACUACGUUUCCAAUUUGAGUAUCAUAUCAGCUCUGAGAGCUAAAGAGUCCAAUGAAGUACAAGUGUAUAACUGUACCACAACAUCAGAUAACCCGCUAAACUGGGACACCAUCUAUAAACAAAUUAAAAAUGAAAAGAAAAUGACUGGAAAAAAUAAGUUCCCGUACGUAAGCACGAUAUAUGUGAAUUCAAAACUAGCUCUGCAUUUGGGAACCUUCUUCCUCCAGAUCAGUCCAGCACUCCUAGCUGAUUUAUGGUUGAAAAUUAAACGCAAAGAUCCUAAAUACGUCAAAAUAGUAUCACAAGCCAUCGCUGUCCGAAACGCUUAUGAUUAUUUUACUAGCAAUACUUUCAUCAUGAGGUCUGACCGGACGAGGCAGCUGCAUGCCUCACUGUCUCCCGAAGACCGGCAGCAGUUCCAAUGUGACCCGACGCAGAUUAACUGGCCAGAAUAUUUGAAAGUUAAUAUGAAUGGAAUCUAUAAGUACUUGAAGCCACCUAAGGUGAUGUGAAACCUCAGAAUACAGAACAAAGAAAGAAUCGAAAAGAAGAAAGAUAAUAAUAUAAUACUUGUUU
Messenger RNA from Spodoptera exigua (beet armyworm), 1777 nucleotides. The record is from the annotation of a GenBank genome assembly. Lineage: Eukaryota; Metazoa; Arthropoda; Insecta; Lepidoptera; Noctuidae.